This is a messenger RNA of Lates calcarifer (barramundi perch), 1870 nucleotides long. Its product is annotated as P2Y purinoceptor 14. Gene Ontology annotation, cellular component: membrane. Bases 143 to 1165 code for a protein of 340 amino acids. The record is from RefSeq and is a predicted model, not a curated record. The transcript has 2 exons. Lineage: Eukaryota; Metazoa; Chordata; Actinopteri; Centropomidae. Gene Ontology annotation, molecular function: G protein-coupled purinergic nucleotide receptor activity. Gene Ontology annotation, biological process: G protein-coupled receptor signaling pathway.
GAGAGAGAGAGGAAGUGUGACUCGUCCACAGAUUAAAACAGAUGAAACUCUGAGCACUGAGUCACUCUGCAGCUUCACCACAGCUGUUCAUCAGAUCACAGCUGUAUGGGAACCUGACUGAACAUCACUCUGUUUAUAUGGGAUGGCUCACCUCAACUCCACCCCAACCAACCAAUCAAACUUCAGCAGCACCUUCACCGAACAGGUGCUCCCGUCGCUCUACUUCGUCACCUGCAUCGUGGGUUUGUGCCUGAAUGGCAUGGCAGCCUGGAUCUUCUUCAGAGUGCCCAGUGACUCGGGUAUGGUGGUCUACCUGAAGAACAUGGUGGUGGCUGACCUCCUCAUGGUGGUAACCUACCCCUUCAGGUUGGCGCUUCAGCUGGGUCUGGGCGGGUGGCGCCUCCAUGUGAUCGUCUGCCGCUACAUUGCCGUGCUCUUCUACUCCUCUAUGUAUGUGGGGAUCCUCUUCAUGGGCCUGAUCAGCCUGGAGCGCUAUGUCAAGAUCGUCCGACACACCUCCACCUCCUCCUGCAGGUCCUGGUUGGGUGGGUUGUCCAUGCUGCACCUUCUGCAGAGUGUCGGCUUCGCCCGGGUGCUGUCGCUCCUCACCUGGGGUCUGCUCCUCCUCUGCGUCCUGCCCAACGUGGUGCUGACCAGCCUGCCAGCCAAUGAUGGGAACGCUCGCCACUGCAUGCAGCUGAAGACACCCCUGGGCGUGCAGUGGCACCGGGUGUCCUCCCUCUUCAGCGUGUCCCUGUUCUGGGUGACCCUGCUGGUCCUGGUCUUCUGCUAUGCCUCCAUCGCCCGCCGGGUUUACCAGUCGUACCGCCGUGUGCACCGGGACAGCACCGAGGCCUGCCGCAAGUCCAACCGCAGCAUCUUCAGCAUCCUGGUGGUGUUCUUCGUCUGUUUUGUGCCGUACCACAUCUGCCGCGUGCCGUACACCCUGAGCCAGAUGCCGGAAUCGGGCUUCAGCCUGGACGUCCGGUUCCUCCUGUUCCAGAUGAAGGAGGUGACGCUCUUCCUGUCGGCGCUCAACGUCUGCCUCGACCCCAUCAUCUACAUCCUGACCUGUCGGAACUUCAGGGAGUCGCUGCUGAGUAAACUAUCGGGGAGGGAGAGGAGGAGGUCCCUGACCACCGCCCAGAGUCUAACCAUCAUUUAGGAGAGGAGGAGGCCAUGGAAAAGAAUAUUUUUUAAUGAUAAGUGGAAUUGAGAGUUGAGAUAGUUUCAUCAGUGGUUUCCUAACCUCAGCAGACCUGAACCACACUGUGUGAAUGUUGUGAGAAAAGUUAAUGAACAAUAACAAAAACCAACACCUCUUGUUGUUUUCAGGAAUUUAAUCAGUCAGUGAAGCUGAAGCUGUGAUUUUAAAAAGCAUUAGUUCAUCAAUAAUGCAACACUUUAUAUUUACAUGUGGUAAUGUGAUAGAAAUGUGUAUAAAUAGAGAAUUAUGUACAUAAAAUGCUAAUUAAUUAAAUAAGAGUACACUGUAUAUUCUAAAAUAAGAUGUAUAUAAGGCGUAGGAUUCACUUAGUUCCAGUUUUAUUUUAUUUAUUGUCGCGGAACCAGGAUAAAGAAAAAAGGAGGAUGGCAUGCUGUGAUCUUUGCUGAUAUGGAAGUGAAACUGGGCUCUGUUGACUGGGCAUCAAACCUGCAAGACUCUGCUGAUUUGGUUUUGAGGUCACAUGAGUCACUCUUAACCCAUAUAACCCUAACAUUUAUACGUUUAAACUGAGGGUGGUGUGGAGCCUGAAUCUUUACAGAUUGUGCAACUGUGUCGUCUGAAUUUUGUGGAUUGUAUUUAAUGAUAGAUGUUUCCAGUGUCAGAUUAAAGCCUGUAAAAAUGUCAAAUAAACCCAAACACACA